UGAGAAAGAGAGGAAGGCGCUCCUAAUGACCACGUCUUGGCAGUCUCUGAGCAGCAGCCUUGGUGUUUAGAUCUCUCCAGUCCUCCACAGCCCACCCCCAGUCUCACCUCGGAGCGCCCAAUCCAACUGCUGACAGCCUGCCGCUCCUUUCCUUGUGUGUCUUCUUCUCCUUCUCAUUAUUUCUAUUAUAAUUGUCCCUCUGUUAGCGGGUCCCGAAAGCCUUCAAGAUUUCCUUCCUAUCGGAUCUUGAGUUGGAGGAGGAAGACGACGAGCUUGACAUGGGAAGCGGAGCGAGCGCAGAAGACAAGGAGCUGGCUAAGCGCUCCAAGGAUCUGGAGAAGCAGCUCAAGGUGGACGCUGACAAAGAAGCCAAGACUGUAAAGCUGCUGCUGCUAGGGGCUGGUGAAUCGGGGAAAAGCACCAUUGUCAAGCAGAUGAAAAUUAUCCAUCAAGACGGCUUCUCGAAGGAAGAGUGUCUGAUGUUCAAGACGAUCAUCUACGGAAACAUCCUGCAAUCCAUCCUGGCUAUCGUCCGGGGCAUGCAGACCCUGGGAAUCAACUACGGGGACUCCUCCAAAGCGGAUGACGGGCGCACGUUGAAUAACCUGGCAGACUCCAUCGAGGAGGGCACCAUGCCCCCGGAGCUGGUGAAAGUCAUUCUGAGUCUGUGGGGGGACACGGGGAUACAGGCGUGUUUCGAAAGGGCUGCAGAAUACCAGCUCAACGACUCUGCUGCUUACUACCUCAACCAGUUAGACAGAAUCACGAAAGCAGACUACCUCCCCAAUGAGCAGGACGUACUGCGGUCAAGAGUGAAGACCACGGGUAUCAUCGAAGAGCAGUUCUCCUACAAGGAUGUGCACUUCAGAAUGUUUGACGUGGGAGGGCAGAGGUCAGAGCGCAAGAAAUGGAUCCACUGUUUCGAAGGGGUGACCUGCAUUAUCUUCUGCGGAGCUCUCAGUGCCUACGACAUGGUCUUGGUAGAAGAUGAUGAAGUGAACCGCAUGCACGAGAGCCUGCAUCUGUUCAACAGCAUCUGCAACCACAAGUUCUUCGCAGCCACCUCCAUCGUGCUCUUCCUCAACAAGAAGGAUCUUUUCGAGCAGAAGGUCAAGAAAACCCAUCUCAGCAUCUGCUUCCCCGACUACGACGGUCCCAACACAUACGAAGACGCCAGUAACUACAUUAAGAUCCAGUUCCUGGACCUUAACAUGCGGAAAGGCAUCAAAGAAAUCUACUCACACAUGACCUGUGCCACGGACACAGAGAACGUCAAUAUCGUGUUCAACGCCGUGACAGACAUCAUCAUCAAAGAAAACCUCAAGGACUGUGGUCUCUUCUAGACACCUUGUGGCUGUCCUGUACCCUUCCAUGCAUUUUCAGGCAUCCUGGCAAUACACCAGCUACUGCAGUAACAGAGAUCUGACGACUGCAAACCCUCCCUUCCUGCAUUUAGGGACCACACCCUGAGGAAACAGUCAAAAAAAAAAAAAAAAUUUAAAAAAAGUGUCACUAAAAUGUAUAAGGAACUGCAGAAACAAAAUGUAGAUUUUUAAUACAACAUACAGUAAGUACGUGCAGUGCUUGAAGUUAAACGAAAGGAGAAUUCUGACAUACUGGCGGUACUACUAAGAACGGUCAUGUAAAUAUCUCUGGAGUUUGAAGCAGAAAACCUGGAAGAAUGUUGCAAUUACUGUGCUUUCAGUCCUAGGUCGACCAUCUCCACAUGAAACAUUGUGUUUGCUGUCUUUAUAGUUAUGCAAGUGGAUGGUAAUUAAAUGCUGCUCUGCCUCCCAAUAGAAACUGCUCCGGGUCCGAGAUUCUUGAAUUGUAAAUGUAAAAAAUAAAGAACUCCUCCCGUACACACAUUGAGAUCGAUGCACAAUUCCUGAAGCACACCGGUUAUUGUUACAGAUUUGAAUUAAAACGUUUCUCUAAGUCAGAGUACUUCAAGGGUUAAUAUCUGAAAAUAAAUAUUUAUUUUCUCCUAUAAACAGACAUUUAUAGAAUUGUGGAUUUUGUAAAUAAAAAUAGUGUUAAUCUGUAUUUAAAAAAAAACACA
Messenger RNA from Acipenser ruthenus (sterlet), 2062 nucleotides. Its product is annotated as guanine nucleotide-binding protein G(t) subunit alpha-2. Gene Ontology annotation, cellular component: photoreceptor outer segment; photoreceptor inner segment; heterotrimeric G-protein complex. The transcript has 9 exons. The record is from RefSeq and is a predicted model, not a curated record. Bases 279 to 1343 code for a protein of 354 amino acids. Gene Ontology annotation, biological process: adenylate cyclase-modulating G protein-coupled receptor signaling pathway; detection of chemical stimulus involved in sensory perception of bitter taste. Lineage: Eukaryota; Metazoa; Chordata; Actinopteri; Acipenseriformes; Acipenseridae. Gene Ontology annotation, molecular function: G-protein beta/gamma-subunit complex binding; GTPase activity; GTP binding.